AUGCAUUUGGUCCCACGAGAGAUUGACAGGCUGCUCAUCUCGCAGACAGGCUUCCUAGCGCAGAGAAGACUCGCGCGAGGCAUCAAGCUAAACGGGACCGAGGCAACGGCAUUGAUCACGAAUGUUAUUCAGGAGCUCAUCCGCGAUGGAAACCACAGCGUGGCCCAGCUCAUGGACCUUGGACAGCAAAUUUUGGGACGAAGACACGUCGAUCCAUCCGCCGUGGUCAUGGUCAAAGGCUUGCAAGUCGAGGGCACCUUUCGGACGGGAACACACCUCGUCACCAUCGAUCAGCCCCUCGCGACAGACGACGGCGACUUGGAAAUGGCCAUGUACGGAAGCUGCGUUGCGACUCCGAGCCAAGAUUUGUUCCCCGAGGUAAAAGCGGAGGGCUUUGCUCCUGAGAAGAUGCCUGGAUGCAUCAUUGCAGCUCAAGGCGAGAACAUUACGCUGAGCAAGGGCCGCAAGAGAACUCGCCUAGAAGUCACCAACAGGGGCGACAGACCGAUCCAAGUUGGCUCUCACUACCACUUUCUCGAAACGAACCCGUACCUAGACUUUGACCGGCUCAAGUCGUACGGGUUUCACCUGGACAUUGCCGCCGGGACUUCUGCGCGCUUCGAGCCCGGCGAGCUCAAGACGGUGACGCUGGUCGAGGUCGGCGGCCUCAAGACUCCGCACGGCGGCAGCUCCAUCGCGCCCGGCAAGGUCGACCCGUCCAUGGCCCGCACCAUCCUCGACCGGCUCCAGGCCGGGGGCUUCCACCACACGCCGGAGAAGAUCCGUAUGCCAGAGGAGGAGAAGGUUGCGCCGGCGACGAUGGAGCGGGCAGACUACGCGGGCAUGUACGGCCCGACGACCGGCGACCUCGUCCGGCUGUCCACGACGGAGCUGUGGAUCAAAGUCGAGCGGGACCUGACCGUGCCGGGAGACGAGUGCACGUUCGGCGGGGGCAAGACGCUGCGCGAUGGCAUCGGGCAGGCGAGCGGCCGGCCGGCGUCGGCGUGCCUGGCCCUGGUGGUCGUGGGCGCGCUGGUGGUGGACUGGAGCGGCAUCUUCAAGGCGGACGUGGGGGUGCGCGACGGGCGCAUCGUUGGGAUCGGCAAGGCGGGAAACCCGGACGUGAUGGACGGCGUGUGGCCGCCGGGGAUGGUGGUCGGGUCGAACACGGACGUGGUGGCUGCGGAGGGCCGGAUCUUGACGGCGGGCGGGGUGGACACGCACGGCCACUUUGUGUGUCCGCAGCAGGCGGAGGAGGCGCUGGCGUCGGGGAUUACGACGCAGUUCUCGGGCGGCACGGGACCGAGCACAGGGACGGUGGCGGCAAACUGCACGCCGGGGGUGAGCCACAUCAGGAUGAUGAUGCAGGCGUGUGACUCGCUGCCGCUGAAUUACGGCAUCAUCGGCAAGGGGAGCGACUCCGGACCGCAGGGCCUGCGCGACCAGGUGGAAGCCGGCGUCGUCGGCCUCAAAGUACACGAGGACUGGGGCUGCACGCCAGCCACCAUCGACACGUGCCUGACAGUCUGUGAUGAGCACGACAUCCAGUGCGAGCUGCACAGCGACUCCCUCAACGAGGCCGGCUUCGUCGAGCAGACCGCCGCGGCGCUCCGGCACCGCACCGUGCACGCCUACCACAUCGAGGGCGCCGGCGGCGGGCACGCGCCGGACCUGAUGCGGCUCGUCGGCCGCGCCCACGUGCUCCCGAGCAGCACCACGCCGACCAACCCGUACACGCCGGACACGGUCGACGAGCACCUCGACAUGGCCAUGUCGUGCCACCACCUCAACAAGGACGUGCCCGAGGACGUGGCCUUUGCCGAGUCGCGCGUUCGCCGCGAGACCAUCGCGGCGGAGGACGUGCUGCAUGAUACGGGGGCGAUCAGCAUGAUGGCGUCGGACGGGCAGGCGAUGGGGAGGUGCGGCGAGGUGGUGGCGAGGACGUGGGAUGUGGCGGACGCGAAUAAGAGGCGCUUCGGGGCGCUGCGGGAGGAUGAGGGCACGGGGGCGGAUAAUUACAGGGUGAAGAGGUAUGUGAGCAAGUACACGAUUAACCCGGCCAUCGCGCAGGGUGUUGGUCAUGUCGUGGGGAGCGUCGAGGUUGGCAAGCUGGCCGACUUGGUGCUCUGGGAGCCUGCUCGCUUCGGCACCAAGCCCUCUCUGGUGAUGAAGAGCGGUUUCGUCGCUUAUGCGCAGAUGGGUGACCCCAACGGAAGCGUAUCUACUGUGCAGCCCAUCAUCGGCAGGCCCAUGUUCUCGGUGAGGGACGACGACCCCAUAUCCUCUCUUCCGUUGGUGCCCUCUGCCAGCGCCAUGUUCGUUUCCAAGGCCAGCGUCGCCAACGGCGCCAUCAAGUCGUACAACCUGGCAAAGAGGAUCGAGACGGUCAAGGACACGCGCAAGGUCAGCAAGCACGACAUGAAGUUUAACGACUCAAUGCCGAGCCUGAAUAUUGAUCCUGAGACAUUUACCCGAGCAACUAUCAGUACCAGCAGUCUCACUCGAGCUGUAUUGUUCGCUAAUCCCAGCCCUACCACCUCCCGGAACCAGACCACCGCUCCGGACCUGGCCGCCGCCUCCGGGGGCACCGCCUUCUGGUACCCCAACAUGGACCACACGAGCGCCGUCCGCGGCUACGCGCCGGACCUGGACGGCGACUACACCUACCCCGUCUACCAAGCCGUCCAGCCCGGCGACGCUGACGGCAUCCAAGCCGCCAUCGACGCCGCCGGCACGGGCGACUCCGCCCACCGCACCUGGCUCGCCUCCCAGCCGCGCGUCAUCUACCCCCCCGCCCGGCACCUACACCCUGCGCGACAUCCUCUCCCUCAAGACCGACACCGUCCUCCUCGGCGACGCCACCAGCCUGCCCGUUCUCCGCGCCGCGCCCGGCUUAGGCCCCUCCCCCCCCUCCGUGCUCCUCCAGGGCUAGGGCGAGGCCGGCGAGACGUCCUUUGCGGUGGCGCUGAAGAACGGGGGGGGCGCAAGACGGCGACGCUGGUGGCGCCGACGUUUGACGGCGUCGGGGCGGUCCGUGGUGCAUGA
Molecule: messenger RNA, 3045 nt
Organism: Cordyceps fumosorosea ARSEF 2679
Lineage: Eukaryota; Fungi; Ascomycota; Sordariomycetes; Hypocreales; Cordycipitaceae
Product: Urease, alpha subunit
Exons: 11
Coding region: 1-3045 (1014 amino acids)
Biological process (GO): urea catabolic process
Cellular component (GO): urease complex
Molecular function (GO): nickel cation binding; urease activity
Source: RefSeq, a predicted model, not a curated record